CCAAAGUUUUUUUUUCUUUCGUUCAUUUCCAUAUUUCAUCAUUAUAUACGAAGAAAAAAAGUGUAAAAAAAAACUACGACGCCUUGUAAACACGACCAAGUUUUUUUCGUUGUUGUUGUUGUUGUUGUUGUUCGUUCGUUCAAUAUUGAAACAUAACAACAACAACAACAAGAAAAUUGAAUAUUCCAUGUGUGUGUGUGUGUAACGUAAUAUCAAGAAUUUAGAUUCGUUACAUUCGCUAAAAAGAAUUUACCGUUGAAAAUUUUAUAACCGAAAAAAAUGGUGGUGUUUUAUGGUGAAAUGUAAUGAAAUCUGUGUGUGUGUGUGUAUGUGCGUGAUGAUUUGAUUCUUUUGGUGAUUUUUCAUUUGUUAUCUUUCACAAAGGGGAAAAGAAUCAGAAUUUUUUUUUGCACAUCAAUUGAUUCUGAUGAAUGAGAAAAAACUGCAAAAAAAAUUCCAAUGAUUAUUCCGCAUUGUUUAUUCUGGUUGACAAAUAUAAACGAAUUGGUUGCCAAAAAAAAAAAAAACAAAAAAAAAACUAGAGAAACGUAAACAUAAACAAAACAGACAACGCAAACACAGACCAACAAAAUGCCAUUAUUACAAACACGAUCAUCAUCUGAUUUGAUUAAUAAUGACAUCUAUUAUAAUGAUCAACAAUUUCUUAUCAAUGGUAAUUUUAAUGUUACCACCAAUAGCAAUGAACAACAACACCAUAGACGACAGCAAUCAUCAUCAUUGCAGAAUCAAUCAAUCAUCAUCAUCAUCAUGGUUGUUUGCACAAAUGGAUCGAAAAACAUUGUCAAUUAUCUAUACAGUUCUAUUAUAUUAUUCAUUUAUUGCUGUGGGAUUGUGUGCAUCCAUAUUUAAUCCAACAUUAUUACAAUUGAGUCAUGUAUUCCAUACGGAUUUACAAACAGUUUCGGUUAUAUUUCCAUUACGUGCAAUUGGCUGUGUGGUUGGCACAUUGACCAGUAAGUGUGUUUUGUUGUUUUGGAUUUUUUUUUCAAAUUGAUUUAUCAAUGAUUAAUCGAUUUAUUUGAUAUUCUAAUUGGUCAUAAUUUAGAUGGACUUUUGAAUUCAUAUUUUAAUCGUCAAAUAUUAUUGGUCAUAUUUCUAAUACUUAAAGCAUUGACCACAUUUCUUGUACCACAUUGGACUGAAUUGAAACAAUUUUAUGUGAAUGCAUUUUUCAAUGGAUUUUUUACCGCUGCUGUUGUUGUUAUGGUCAAUGUUUGGAUCAAUGAAAUGUGGUCAUGGUCAUCAAGAAAAUCUUAUCGCCAGAAUAAUCAUGUUGAUGAUGAUGAUGGUGAAAGAAGAAAUAACGAUGAUGAUGAUGAUAAAAAAAUCACGUACAAUAAUAUGGGCAAAUGUUACAAUGCAAGCAUUACAUUUUUUCUUUGGUUUUGGCACCAUACUUGGUCCAUUGAUUGCUGAACCAUUUUUAUUAAAUCCAUUCAAUGGUUUUGAUGAUCGUUUUGUUGCCAAUAAUCUUGUAUGGCCAUAUACAAUAUCGGCAAUAUUGGCAUUAUCAUCAGCUGCAACUAUAUUUAUCAUGUUCAUUCUCAUACCAUAUGAUCAAUCAUUGUCGAAAAAAAAUCAAAAAUCCAAUCAAAACUUGUUGCAUGAACAAGAAUCUGAUGAUCAACAACAAUUACAACAACAACGUAAUGAACGUUUAUUUCGUUAUUCUGUCGUUACAUUGGCCGCAUUAUUUUUAGCAAUGUAUUCAUUUUCUGAAUCAACUUAUCUACAAUUUUCAGCAUCAUUUUGUUCAAAAAUUAAACUUAAAUUAACACAAUCACAAUCGGCAUUAGUAUCAUCAUCAUUGGCCAUUUCAUUCACAGCGUUUCGUGGUGUCAGUGCAUUUGUUGCAUUGAAAUUAACACCAAUCAAAAUGAUUAUUAUCGAUUUCAUUACAAUUACAAUUGGCAAUCUUUUUGUAUAUUUUUUAGCCGACACAAAAAUCAUUGGCCUCAUUGUUGGUUACAUAUUAUUGGGUGCCGGUUUUAGUUCCGUUGUGCCUAGCCUGUUUCCAUUAUUAGAACAACGUGGCUACACUGUUACCGAUUGGAUUGGUUCUAUAAUCACAUUUUCAGGCGGUGUUGCACAAGUACUAGCACCAUUUGUUAUUGGCAUUUGGAUUGAUCAUAUACCUUAUAUAUUGGUUUAUUUUACAUUUUUAAGCAUUAUAACAGCAACAUUAAUGUUUAUGAUUAUGUUUUUAUUGAUGAAAUUUGAUCAAAAACAACGACAACAACAACAACAAAACCAGCAGCAGCAACAACACCAGCAG
Molecule: messenger RNA, 2296 nt
Organism: Dermatophagoides farinae (American house dust mite)
Lineage: Eukaryota; Metazoa; Arthropoda; Arachnida; Sarcoptiformes; Pyroglyphidae
Source: RefSeq, a predicted model, not a curated record